AUGGAGACUAGAAACAAUGUUACAGAAUUUGUUCUACUGGGGCUCUCAGAGAAUCCACAGAUGCAGAAAAUCAUAUUUGUUGUGUUUUUCCUCAUCUAUGUCAUCUCUGUGGUAGGAAAUUUGCUCAUCGUGGUCACCAUCAUUGCCACCUCAUUGUCUGCAUCCCCCAUGUACUAUUUCCUGGCCUAUCUCUCCUUUAUUGAUGCCUGCUAUGCCUCUGUCAAUACUCCUAAGCUGAUUGCAGAUUCACUCCGUGAAAAGAAGACAAUCCUAUUCAAUGGCUGCAUGGCCCAAGUCUUUGGGGAACAUUUCAUCGGAGGUGCUGAGGUCAUCCUCCUCACUGUGAUGGCCUACGACCGCUAUGUGGCCAUCUGCAAGCCCUUACACUAUGCGACCAUCAUGAAUCGAAGGGUAUGUGACCUGCUUAUGGGUGUGGUAUGGGUGGGAGGCUUUCUUCAUGCCACCAUACAGAUCCUCUUCAUCUUGCCACUGCCCUUCUGUGGUCCUAAUGUCAUAGAUCACUUUAUGUGUGACCUGAAUCCUUUGCUCAACCUGGCCUGUAUGGAUACUCACACUCUAGGGCUCUUUGUUGCCGCCAACAGUGGGUUCAUCUGUGUGUUGAACUUCCUCCUGUUGAUGGGCUCCUAUGUGGUGAUUUUGCACUCUCUGAAGAACCAGACUGCAGAGGCAAGGCAGAAAGCCCUCUCCACCUGCGUCUCCCACAUCACGGUAGUCGUCUUGUUCUUUGUGCCCUGCACAUUUAUGUACCUAAGACCUGCUGUUACUUUACCUAUUGAUAAAGCUGUUGCUGUGUUCUACACGAUGAUAACUCCCAUGUUAAAUCCCUUAAUCUACAGCUUGAGAAAUGCCCAGAUGAAAAAUGCCUUUAGAAAGUUGUGUAGUAGGAAAACUUUUCCAGGUGAUAAAUAA
Condylura cristata (star-nosed mole) is the source of this 930-nucleotide messenger RNA. RefSeq names its product olfactory receptor 4C46-like. Lineage: Eukaryota; Metazoa; Chordata; Mammalia; Eulipotyphla; Talpidae. Gene Ontology annotation, molecular function: G protein-coupled receptor activity; olfactory receptor activity. Gene Ontology annotation, cellular component: membrane. The coding region runs from base 1 to 930 and encodes 309 amino acids. Gene Ontology annotation, biological process: G protein-coupled receptor signaling pathway. The record is from RefSeq and is a predicted model, not a curated record. The transcript has a single exon.